AUGAAAAACCACACAGAAAUACCAGAGUUCAUCCUCCUGGGAUUGUCAGAUGACCCACAGCUUCAGGGGGUGACCACUGACUUUCUGCUCAUCACCUACAUGCUCAGCAUCACUGGGAACCUGACCACUAUCACCCUUACCCUGCUGGAUUCCCACCUCCAGACUCCCAUGUAUUUCUUCCUCAGAAAUUUCUCCUUGCUAGAGGUUUCAUUCACAACUGUCAGCAUACCCAAGUUCCUGGGCACCCUAAUUACAGGAGAUAAAACCAUUUCCUUUAAUGAUUGCAUUGCUCAGUUGUUUUUUUUCAUUCUGUUGGGAGUCACUGAAUUUUGCCUUCUGGCUACCAUGUCCUAUGACCAUUACAUUGCCAUCUGCAAACCUCUGCAUUACAUGACCAUCAUGAAUCCCAGAGUCUGCAAACUCCUUCUCUUUGCCUCUUGGUUGGCUUCAUUCUUAAUCAUAUUCCCAUCACUCAUGCUGUUCAUACAGCUUGAUUACUGUAAGUCCAACGUUAUAGACCAUUUUACCUGUGAUUAUUUCCCCUUACAACACCUUUCUUGUUCAGACACAAAAUUCCUAGAGACAGUGGGUUUUUCCUGUGCUGUGUUUACUCUACUGUUCACUUUGGCGUUAAUAAUUCUGUCCUACAUAUAUAUCAUUAGUACAAUUUUGAGGCUUCCUUCUGCUAGUCAGAGGACAAAGUCCUUUUCCACCUGUUCAUCCCACAUGAUUGUCAUCUCCAUCUCCUAUGGCAGCUGCAUUUUCAUGUAUAUUAAUCCAGCAGCAAAAUACAGAGUGUCUCUGAGCAAGGGUGUUGCUGUGCUGAACACCUUAGUAGCAGCCCCCAUACUGAACCCCUUUCUUUACAGCUUAAGAAACCAGCAAGUCAAGCGAGCCUUCAUGGACAGGGCAAGGAAGACUGUAUUUUUCUCAAGCAAAUAA
Mustela lutreola (European mink) is the source of this 942-nucleotide messenger RNA. RefSeq names its product olfactory receptor 6C1-like. Gene Ontology annotation, molecular function: G protein-coupled receptor activity; olfactory receptor activity. The coding region runs from base 1 to 942 and encodes 313 amino acids. Gene Ontology annotation, biological process: G protein-coupled receptor signaling pathway. Gene Ontology annotation, cellular component: membrane. The record is from RefSeq and is a predicted model, not a curated record. Lineage: Eukaryota; Metazoa; Chordata; Mammalia; Carnivora; Mustelidae. The transcript has 2 exons.